This is a messenger RNA of Exophiala viscosa, 765 nucleotides long. RefSeq lists its product as uncharacterized. Bases 1 to 765 code for a protein of 254 amino acids. Gene Ontology annotation, biological process: positive regulation of transcription by RNA polymerase II. Gene Ontology annotation, molecular function: sequence-specific DNA binding. The transcript is spliced from 4 exons. The record is from RefSeq and is a predicted model, not a curated record. Lineage: Eukaryota; Fungi; Ascomycota; Eurotiomycetes; Chaetothyriales; Herpotrichiellaceae. Gene Ontology annotation, cellular component: nucleus.
AUGAUCGGUGUCCCGAGCUCAGUUCAGGACGCGGAUGUUACCUGCCCAUUACCCGGUGUGGACGAUCAUUCUCAACGCGGGACAGUGCUGAAUAUCAAUGUCAAGAUAUCGAGGCUGAUGACACAAAUCCUCAAUUCUGUCUACAGUGUAGAGAGGCUGAGUCGGCCCUUCGUCAAAACUGUUCAAUCCGUUUUGCGUAAUAUGGCGGCCAUUGCCCCUGAGAUGGACUCGGUGGGCAAAUCAGCCGCUUAUGGCACUGUUGGGGCCGUAUCGACUGUGGCUGCCCACAUUCAAUUGUCCUAUCAUCAGUGCAUUCUACUCGCAACGCGACCGCUGUUACUUGAUCUCAUGAUCGCCCGUCUCGAAGGUAGCGUGGGUCCAGGAGAUCUGGAGAACACACUUUUGCCGCAAACCAAAAAUUUGCUUGACACUUGCCUCCAAUCUGCGCGAAUGUCGCUCAGAAUCCUGCUGACACUGUACGAACACCAUUUGAUCGCGAUAUCGUCCGCUCUCAUUCCUUCUAUGAUAGCAGAUGCUGCUACCUAUAGCGCCAUAAGCUAUCGCAUUAUAGACUACUUGAUCCGCAAAGGUAAUGUUCCAGCACAGUUGCGGAAAAAGGAACUCUUAUGUCUUGAUCAGAUGAUCCAGCCUCUUCUUGAUCAUAGCGAACAACAGUCGGUUCAGCCUCCUUACGCCGCCCCGCCAACGAGCAAUUCGUUCUCCCCUGACAUUGGUGUACUGGGUGGUUGGACAGCAGGUCCCUGA